This is a messenger RNA of Paramacrobiotus metropolitanus, 1071 nucleotides long. Its product is annotated as cysteinyl leukotriene receptor 1-like. Gene Ontology annotation, cellular component: membrane. The record is from RefSeq and is a predicted model, not a curated record. The transcript is spliced from 2 exons. Bases 1 to 1071 code for a protein of 356 amino acids. NCBI's taxonomy places the organism in Eukaryota, Metazoa, Tardigrada, Eutardigrada, Parachela, Macrobiotidae. Gene Ontology annotation, molecular function: G protein-coupled receptor activity. Gene Ontology annotation, biological process: G protein-coupled receptor signaling pathway.
AUGUUCUUAAUCGGUUAUAAUUUGUCGGUAAAUUCGAAUGUCUCCAGCCCGGUGUGGACGUAUGUACCGAUCACUACCAUCUGUACCGGUUCGGUGACCAUCAUUUUGAAUGUUCUGGUUUUGUGUUUGUUGUUGCGACGGGAGAAUUCGGCGCUGCCCUUUACCGUGUAUCUGAUCAAUCUCUUCCUGGCUAAUAUUUUAUUCGUGUUGUUGGGCAAUCCGUUAGAUGUGGUUUAUACUUUAUACGGUGUGUGGUUUAUGGGCGAACAUCUUUGUACGCUUUAUCUCUAUGCAUACAACGUUGUGACGUGUGCCGCGGUUUCCGCAUUGGCUUUGAUUACCAUGAACCGUUUAUGGGCGACCGCCUUCCCGGUGCACUAUCGUCUGCACCACAACCGCCGCGUGGCCUGCAUUGUCUGCCUGUUCACCUGGCUGUACGCGCACAUCUGCAUGGGACCGGGGAUUUUUCUGGACGCCCUGUACUACCGGCAGCCGCUGGACAGCAACGGCUGCACCAUCAACAUCGACGUGGCGUCCCUCCGCAACUGGGCCAUCAUCACCCAGUGGAUCAACUUCAAUAUCCCCGUGGUGUUCAUCUUAAUGGGAUACUUUUACAUCUUGUUCAAAAUGCAGCACCGGCGAAACUUCACCACCCAGAGGUCACCAGAUCUUGAUAUGAGUAAUAGUCGGAUGCACAGUGUCAGUGGGGUGCCGGAUAUGAAAAACGCCGAACUGGACGUUAGUCCGCGGGUGGCCAGUACGUCGGUCGUUAAGCACCGGCGGAAUGUUCUGAUGCAGCGGAAAUUUCUCGUUUUGACGCUGUUGACAUGGAGUAAUUUCAUCAACCUGAUGCCGGCGCAGGUGUACUAUACGGUGGCGUUCUGGGUCAAUUUGAACGAUUAUGUCACGCUGUGGCGCGUUAGUAUCAUCAUGAUGUCGGCCAAUGCGGCACUGAAUCCGAUUCUCUUUGGGAUUUCCAUGGAGACCGUCAAGGAAUCCACGCGGAAACUAAUGCGGUCACUACGGCGGCGGGUGUGGCCGUCGGUUCGCGCUGGCAGCCCACCGCAAUAA